Penicillium roqueforti is the source of this 3381-nucleotide messenger RNA. Its product is annotated as ssDNA endodeoxyribonuclease RAD2. Gene Ontology annotation, biological process: nucleotide-excision repair. The record is from RefSeq and is a predicted model, not a curated record. Gene Ontology annotation, molecular function: DNA endonuclease activity; single-stranded DNA binding. The transcript has a single exon. Lineage: Eukaryota; Fungi; Ascomycota; Eurotiomycetes; Eurotiales; Aspergillaceae. Gene Ontology annotation, cellular component: nucleus. The coding region runs from base 1 to 3381 and encodes 1126 amino acids.
AUGGGUGUCACCGGCCUCUGGACGGUCGUGCAGCCCUGCGCUCGCCCUAUCAAACUCGAAACACUGAACAAAAAACGACUAGCUGUCGACGCGUCGAUCUGGAUCUAUCAAUUUCUGAAGGCGGUACGAGACAAAGAAGGCAAUGCGCUACGAAAUUCUCACAUCGUCGGAUUCUUUCGUCGCAUAUGUAAGUUGCUGUAUUUCGGGAUCCGGCCUGUCUUCGUCUUCGAUGGCGGGGCCCCGGUCAUGAAAAGGCAGACAAUCGCUGGCCGAAAGAAGAAACGCGAGGGUCACAGGGAAGAUGCUGCGAGGACCGCGGGAAAGUUGCUUGCCGUACAAAUGCAACGCAGUGCGGAGGAGGAGAACGCUCGUCGACGCAAUAAGACCCAUAUCCAAGAGGAAGAAGAAGUGCCAGAUGCUCCGGUCUACGCAGAGGAGGCUUUUAUGACAGAAACGGAAAAGCAACAAAAUCGCAGGUUCAAGAAGAAGGAUGCGUACCACCUACCUAACCUAGACGUCUCUCUUCAAGAUAUGGGAGCGCCAAAUGAUCCACGCAUUAUGUCCCAGGAAGAACUGGAGGAGUAUGCUAGACAUUUCCACCAGGGUCAAGAUAUCAACCUUUACGAUUUUUCCAAAAUCGACUUCGACAGCUUGUUUUUCCUUAGUCUGCCCGCCACUGAUCGCUACAACAUCUUGAAUGCAGCGAGGCUAAGAAGCCGACUUCGAAUGGGUUAUUCAAAAGAGCAGCUAGAUACCAUGUUUCCCGACCGCAUGGCAUUCUCGAGGUUUCAAAUCGAGCGUGUCGCAGAACGUAAUGACCUUACGCAACGAUUAAUGAAUAUAAACGGCAUGAACGGAGACGAAGCAUUCUAUAACUCUGGGAAGCGCGUUGCGGGAGAACGUGGCAGGGAAUAUGUGCUUGUCAAGGAUAGCGAACAUGAAGGUGGCUGGGUACUAGGUGUUGUGGGAAACAGGGAAGGUCACGAAGAGAAGCCCAUCGAUCUAGAUCGACCUGAGAUACUGUCCGAUGAGGAUGAGGUAUCGGACGAAGAUGAGUUCGAGGAUGUUCCAAUCGAAGGUCUGAAUCGACUUCCCAAACUUCCUUUCCUCCAAGAGGGUGUAUUGGACCGGUCGCUCCAACUUCAAACGAAUGAGGUUUUAGACAUGAGAAGGGCUAUACAAGAAUCGCGUCAUGCUGCACAGCAACAGUCGGUGAACGACCGCCGUGUACAAGAGGUUGAAGAUGACUCGCUUUUUGUUGAAGCUGAGGGAAAUAUUGCCGCACAGCAGCAGAACAACGACACUGAUGAAUUCUUUAAUGGCGAUGGCGAUGACGAUGACCUUGAACGGGCUAUUGCCCUUUCAUUACAACCAGAUAAAGUCGACGACGAAGAUAUGCCUGAUAUGCCCAUCAAUCGACCGGUAGAAUCAGCUCCACCCUAUGAGACGGUGCCAGAUCUUGAUUCCGAGAGCGAUGAUGGAAUGGACUUUGCUGCAGCCAUAGCAAGAACAAAGGUCUCGAAAAAAGCCUCACAUGCGCCAACUCGAUUCGGUGGUCCUCUCCCUUUUGAAUCUAUCAAACUCACUAAAGUCACGAAAGAUAAUGAUAAAGCUGGCGAGGUUGGUGAAAAUGCGGGGGGCUUCCUAAAGGGACCUACAGAGAAACCAAAACAACCUGACCCACUUCCUCCUUGGUUUGUUGGCGAACGCUCAGAUGUGGGAUUCAUCGUUGAUCCCAUUGAAGAUCCUGAAAAGGAUGAUGAGCGAUCUGCGGUGCCAGAUCAUAUGUUCCUCUCCAAUCGUCGCUCGCCGGACAUAAUCGAUGUUGACGAAAUUUCCGCUACUACAGAAGUCGUUGAUCUAGAGAAGAGGGAGGAGGAGGAGGCGGAAGAGGAGAAGGAGAAUUCCAAACAGAUCUUCCAGAUGGAGGACAUUGAAAAGAUUUACAAUGAGCUUCCUACAAAUCUCCAUGAGAAGCCAUUGAGCGAACCAGCUCCAGCGCAGGUCAAUAGAAAUCUCGAUGAAACGGCACUUGGACGCCCUGAAACACAAAUCCAGGAUCAAGUUCCCGCGGUUGAAGAGCUGUCCUCACGCAGCGAAAAAUCUCCCUCACCAGAAUUCGAAGAUGUUGUCCCUCAGCUGCCCACCCAAGGCCCCGAGAUCACUGUUGUAUCCCAUCAAAAGGCCCAGCCCCAGCCUCAGUUCUUCGAAGAGGUUGAAGACUUUGUGCAGGACCAAGCCGACUAUAGUGACCCGGAAGAUGAAGAGCUGUUCAAGCAGCUUGCGGCUGAGGGUGAGGAGCACGUUCGAUUUGCCAAUACUCUUAAUUCUGCUGCUCCUAGCCAGGAGGCCUUUGACUACGAGCAAGAAUUGAAGCAACUACGGUCUCAGCAGAGGAAUGAGCGUCGCGAUGCAGACGAGGUGACUACUAUUAUGAUCAAUGAGUGUCAACAGCUCUUGACGCUCUUCGGAUUGCCCUAUAUUACCGCGCCUAUGGAAGCUGAAGCGCAGUGCGCCAAAUUAGUCUCGCUAGGCCUUGUGGACGGGAUUGUCACGGAUGACAGUGAUAUCUUCCUUUUCGGGGGAACGCGAGUCUACAAAAACAUGUUCAAUCAAAGUAAAUUCGUUGAGUGCUACUUGACGUCUGACUUGGAGAAAGAGUACGCCCUCCAUCGACGGAAGCUUAUUAGCUUCGCCCAUCUCUUGGGCAGUGACUACACAGAGGGCAUUCCCGGGAUUGGUCCUGUCACAGCCCUAGAGAUACUCACCGAGUUUUCCAGUCUCGAAGAGUUCCGCGAAUGGUGGACCGAAUUGCAAAUGGGUACGAAUAAUGCAGAAGACGCCCACCUUGCCUUCCGGAAGAAAUUUCGAAAGAAGGCAUCCAAGAUAUUCUUACCUCCUUCAUUCCCUGAUGCUAAAGUUGACGAGGCAUACCUGGAACCCGCGGUUGACGACGACCCUUCCCAGUUCCAAUGGGGUGUUCCUGAUUUGAAUGCGUUACGAACCUUCCUCAUGACGACAAUUGGCUGGAGCCAAGAGCGUACGGAUGAAGUCCUGGUGCCGGUUAUUCGCGACAUGAACCGGCGAGAACAGGAAGGAACACAGUCUAAUAUCACGCAUUUCAUGCAAGGUCCUCAGGGCGCGGGUGCAUUUGCGCCUCGCGUUCGUACAGGUGGACCCAGCCGCAUGGAAAAGGCAUUUAGUCGACUACGUCAGGAAGCUCAGACGGGCGAAACCUCGCGGGAUGGCGAGCCAGCUAACAAGGACGGAGAGAAAGAAGCCCCUAUUUCGCAAAGUAAAGGCAAAAGAGGUGGCUCAACUACUAAAGGCAAGGCCGGCACGAAUAAGAAGCGAAAGACCCGUCACGCCACCUCGGAUUGA